This is a messenger RNA of Tetranychus urticae (two-spotted spider mite), 1614 nucleotides long. Its product is annotated as endonuclease G, mitochondrial-like. Lineage: Eukaryota; Metazoa; Arthropoda; Arachnida; Trombidiformes; Tetranychidae. The record is from RefSeq and is a predicted model, not a curated record. Gene Ontology annotation, molecular function: nucleic acid binding; single-stranded DNA endonuclease activity; metal ion binding. Gene Ontology annotation, cellular component: mitochondrial inner membrane; nucleus. Gene Ontology annotation, biological process: apoptotic DNA fragmentation.
AAUAGCAUUGCUUGCAUAUGACUUUGCUGGUUGAUGUUAAAAUCAGCUGUGAUGCCAUUUAAACCAGAGUGAAAACAUCAUCUUGAGGUUGCUGUGUAAUUUUUUGUAUCUUUUUCAUAUUUAAGGAUUGACAUUUAACCAAAAUACCUUCUUCAUUUAGUGUUUAAUUUUUUAAAAGUGCUGUUCAAAACAAAGCUUCAAAAUAACACAAAAUCAGCUGGAGUUUAAAACCAUCUGUAAUAUUUACCAGUUCGAUGUACAUAUAUAGAAGAUUGAUUUGCUUCGAAUUAUAUUCAAUCUAAAAUUAAUCACUCGACUAUUUUUUUAUCCAUGUAAAUAGCUCAUGCAUCUUAACUGAAUUUCAAGUAAUUUAUUCAGUCUUGUGUCUUUCAACUAUCAAUUUCAACUUUCAAAAUCCUUAUCAGCCUCUGUUGAUACCAUAUUGUUUCAACCUAUUGGUUUGAUAAGAAAUCAUGUUUAAAAAGUUGAUCGUGCCAGGAUUUGCUGCUGCCAUUGGUUGCACUGGAGGAAUUUUAUUCGAACGGCAUCGAAAUCAAGUAAAUUUUUCAGUCAGUGCGGACUCUUCAGUUGUUGAUGGUAUCAAUCCAUCCGAUGUUUUAAUGCCCAUUUCAUCUAGUCAAAUAAAACCAACCACAGAUCAGACCAGCUCGAGAGUAUCCACGAUCAUGAAACAUGGGUAUCCAAGUUAUGACUCUGUGAGGUUGUACAAAAAUUUUGUCCUUUCUUACGAUCGUCGUUUACGCACUGCUAAUUGGGUCUUUGAGCAUUUGACGCCUCAAAGUUUGGACAGAAAUGCCAGUGUAUCUAGGAAAAACUGUGAUUUUUUUGAAGAUCCCUCAAUUCAUCCUUCAUUUAGAGCCAGAAACCAAGAUUUCAAAGGCAGUGGAUAUGAUAGAGGACAUUUAGCACCAGCUGGCAACUACAGAAGUAAUCAAGAAGAAGGUUGCCAAACAUUUAUCUUGUCCAACAUAUCUCCACAAGUUGGUGUUGGAUUCAAUCGUGGUGUUUGGAAUAAUCUAGAAAAAUAUGUCCGUUAUCGAGCACGUCGAGCAAAAAAUUUAUGGACAGUUACGGGUCCUUUGUAUCUCCCAAGGAAUAAAAAUGGAAAGAAAUACGUAAAGUAUGAAGUCAUUGGAGAUCACGAUGUUUCAGUGCCAACUCAUUUUUUCAAAGUUCUUCUGGUUGAGAAUGAUGAUGGAAACUACGAAAUUGAAAGUUUUGUUAUCCAGAAUAAGCAGAUAGAUGACAAUAUACCUCUCAAAGCAUUUAAAGUUCCGAUUGAUAGCAUUGAAAGAAGUGCUGGUUUUGUCCUGUUUGACAAGAUGCCUAAACAAAUGGUACGAUCAAUGAAUAGCAACAACAGAUUUUUAGACAAUUUCCAUAAAAGUUUAACUCAAAAAGAUUCAAAGGAACCUUAAAACACUUAUCAAGUCAUACAACUCAUAUAGUGAAAUCAUUUUCAAUUCUGUCAAGGCAUAUCAGUGCACAAGUAUACAAUUUAUUUGAAGUUGCGUUUUGAUUAGGAUCCAUAUGUACUUUAUAUAGGCUGGUAAAUCAGCUUUACAAAUAGGUUAUGUACAAGAUUAAGAAAAA